UACUGCAGAUCAGUUAAAAACAAGAUCGGUCGCUGGAAGAACAUGUAAAUCUGUUCGCGGAAUACAAGAAAAGAAAGAAAAUCGAAUAUAAAAAAAAAUAAAUAAAUAAAAAAUAAUAAAAUCUCGGCAAAUAUUGGAUGGUUUUUGUUCCCACUAUAUAAUAUUGAAAUAUAAAAAAAUUCAUACAUACAUACAUAUUAACAUACAUGCAUAUAUGCAUAAGUAAAUACAGUUUACGUGUAUACGAAUUUGUAUACUUUUACGUAUGUAUGUACAUUUGUUUAUAAAAUAUUGUUGAUGUUGUUGUAAUUGUUAAUAUGAUAAUUUUUAAUAUUAUUUGUUUAACAAUGUCUGUACAAAUAUACAACACAUGCAUAAUAGUAUAUACAUACAUACAUAUGUACAACCAAGUUCAACGACAACAAAAACAUCAUCACAUCUCACUGUGCAGUAAAAUUCAUGUAAAAUUAUUUUACAGGAAUUGAAAAAAACACACAAUUGUAUAAUAUAUUUACAUACAAACACAGUUAAAAUUUAAAUAAAAAAUACUUAAGGGAAAAAAUAACAAAACAAGUUAAAAUUACUGAAUAUACAAAAAAAAAAAUGCAACAAUUGUAAAGUACAUAAAGUAAAAAAAAACUAGAAUUAAAAUUAUGAAUAUUUGUAUAAAAAUAAUACAGACAUAAGUAAUUUGUUGGAAAAAAACAAACACUUUCUACAGAGCAUCGAACCUUACAUCUUUAAAAUUUAAAAAUUAAAGCUUCGUAAACUGUUUAAAUACUUAAAAACUAACAAAAUUAAUAAAACAAUUUUUCUUAACAUACUGAAACAUACAUACAUACGCCAUUUCGCCAUACAGAGUAGAAUUGAAAUUUCAAAGAGAAUUAUUCAGGCCAACAAAUUUUUAAACCAUAGAAUUAAAAUUGAUAGUAUACUUGUCUAAAGGAUAAAGCUGCACUCUAUCUGGAAUUACGCAUCAUAUCAGGUUUUUGGCAAUAUUUGAAACUAAACCUUUAUUUGUAAACCGAGAAGAUACCUAUAUACAUAUGUUUGUGAAUUUUGUUUUUUAUCAUAUUAAUCGCCUUGAAAAUAAAAGCAUAACCAUUGUUAUACAUAUCUUCUUUUGACAAAAACUUUUUUUACAUUUCGUAUAUCACAAUACACAUAUCACAAUUUGUCAUAUUUUCUCCUAUAAAAAUACUUCUUGAUUCUUUUAUUGACUCUUGUAUUUGCUGAGAUAUCGUCCACUGAAGUUUUUGUCGUAAAAUACAUAAACAAUCCAUUUUUCAAAUUUAUAGUUGUUUCAUGCUUUAGGUUAAGAUAUGUAUAUCAGAGAAGUAAGAAGUGGUAAGAACUUUAUUUUAAAGUCGACAGUGAAGACUUUCAGACGCCCAAAAACCGCAUUUUUUAAAUUUUAGGAUGAUGAGAUGUAGAAAUUCUGAUGCCAGAUUUUUAACACAACUCAAUCCCCAACAAACAUAUUCUUUGGUGUCUAGGUUUGACUUUUUAAUUCGAAUUCUGCACUAAUUAAUAUGUACUUUUAAUAUAGAUUUUUACCUAAUUAAUGUGGCUAAUUUUGAUUUAGAAUAUAUACAUUAAUCUAUCCUUAAUUGGUAUUUGAAAUCGUCAGAUUUUAUUAUAUUUUAAGAAUAACAAUUUAGAUUUUCAGCAAAUAAAACAGAUAAAAAAAACAAACAAAAAUAUUCAGAGACUUGAAGUUGAGAGUUUUUUAGUGUGUUUGUAAUCAAUCUGUAAUAAUGAUAAUCUCAAAAGAUCUUUUUAUUUUUGGCGAACAUAUUUUUGGCACAAUUAUACCAGAAUCAUCGGGAAGUAUAUCAGCGUCAGCAGUUACAACAACAACUACAACAACAGUUACAUCAACGUCGACAAUACCGCCAAUUAAUACAACUUCGUCAAAUUACCAACAUCAUAAUCGACAUCACCACCAGCAGCAUCAGUAUGACAACACUCAUCAAUCAAAUUGUUUUCAUUCAAUUGAUCAAAAUGACGAAAUGUUUAAUCAAUUGAGUGUUGACUCAACAAUGAUGUCUGAAGAUGAGGAGUCAACACCAUGUGAAAUUAAAACAAAGAAUACCAAUCCAAUACUAACAGAAGAAUUGGAGAUAACAAAUGCAACAAACCUUAAACAACAUUAUAUAACAUCAUCAUCGUCACAAUCAUCAACAUCUCCCUGCUGCCUUUCAUCCGGGAUUUCUACGAUUCAUUCUCAAACUAAUGUCAACGAGAGAUUGUAUGCAUUUAACUCAUGUCUGCAUUCCAAAGAUAAAAUUAAACCUACUUCAUCGACUGAUGGUGUUUUAGACUCUUUCCAGUCAAAACAACAGUCAGGCACUAUCGAGUCAGAGAAAAUGCAAAAGAUCCAUGGUGAUCGAAAUCAGCACAAAGUAAUGUUGGAUAAAAAUUCAAGAAAUGAAUCAUCAACGUCGGUGGCAAUACCCUUUUCAACAGAACCUCAAAGAAACCUGCAAUUGUCAUUUCAAAAUGUAACGGUAUUACACAACGAACGAAAAAUACUGAAUGAUGUCAGUGGUAUCGUGAGUCCGGGCGAAGUUUUAGCAAUAAUGGGCCCAUCUGGCAGUGGAAAGACUACUUUACUUGAUUGCCUCAGUGGUCAGAGGCGCAUUGAUUGUGGAAGUAUUCAUUUAAAUCGAGAGAUGUUGUCCAAAAAAUGGCGUCGAAAAAUUUGCUAUGUCCUGCAAGAGGAAAUCUUUUUUUCGGGCCUUACCCUGAAGGAGACCGUCAUGUAUACAGCCCUAUUACGUUUGCCCGAAGAAAUACCGGUGACAGAGAAAGCGAAACUAGUUGAUGAUAUUUUACAAUCACUUGAGUUGACUUUUUGUCAGGAUACAAAAUUUGGAGAUUAUAUGAACAGAGGGCUGUCGGGUGGAGAAAAGAAAAGGGCUAAUAUAGCGUGUGAACUUUUAACCAAUCCACUAUUAAUGUUAUUGGAUGAACCUACUUCAGGCUUGGACAGCCAUUCGGCAAUAUCGCUCAUGAAAAUUUUAAAACGUUAUGCCACUGAAGAACAAAAAACCAUUGUGAUAACUGUUCACCAGCCAUCAUCUCAAAUGUUUCAUAUGUUUGAUAAAUUAUUGUUACUUUACAAUGGAACAACAGCUUAUUUUGGUGAGGUCAAAGACAUUUAUAGAUAUUUCGAAAAUAUUGGCGUUUCAAUAAAACCUCAUUAUAAUCCAGCUGAGUUUGUACUCGAACAAUUGAAAUCUAACCCCGAUAUCCGCGAAAAAUUAUUUGUGGCCGCAAAAGAAUCUCACGGCAACUUUCUAAACAGAAAUUGUAUUAUACAAAGUGGUUUCAUAAAUGUUCACAUGGAUACAAAGCCAAAGAAUCAUCAAUUAAUUGCUCCUAUUGAUGUCAACAACAAGCAUUCGUCACAACGUGAUGCUCUGAUCACCGAUAUACUCAGUAAUUAUUACAAAGACGUGCAUAAAAAUCAUAGUCAAAAUAUAAUUUUAGUAAAUGAUCAUCAUGAUAUUGAACAUCAGCAUCAUCAUGAUGACCUUAAUGGCGUCGAGGAGGCAACUCAACAACUAUGGAAUGGCGGCGAUUCACAAUCCAACUUUAGCUCUGCAUCAAGUUGUUGCCGCAGUAGGGAUUGGCUUGACUAUCCCACAAGAUUUUACACCCAAUUUCAUGUUCUGUCAAGUCGAAAUUUUAAAGAAGCGAAAUCCCGUAUGUUAUCCAAACUGAAUUGGUUUCAAACCGUAGGCUUGGCCCUGAUGGCCGGUGCAAUAUGGUUUGACAUUCCCCGUACCGAAGAGUAUUUGCACGAUCUACAGGGUUGGAUGUUUUUUUCUCAAACCUACUGGAUGUUGUUUGCAUUAUUUGGCGCUCUUAAUUCGUUUCCAUCCGAACGUGAAGUGAUUAAUAAGGAAAGACGUUCGGGUUCAUAUAGAUUGUCAGCUUAUUAUCUGGCAAAAAUGUUUGGAGAAUUACCGUUAGUUGUAACAUUGCCAACUGUUUAUCUAAUGAUAUCAUAUCCAAUGUUGGGUUGUGUUAGUGUGGGAUUUUUCAUUGGCGCCUGUUGCAUGGAUAUGAAUGUUAGUAUAACGCUUAGCGCGCUUUAUACACUUGCCACACAAUUGUUUGGAGGUUAUUUAUCCACACGUAUUCCAGACUUUUUAAGUUGGAUACGUUACACUUCCAUGAUACACUACGCAUAUCAGAAUAUGCAAAUAUUGGAAUUUAGUGAAGGUCCACCAAUAGAAUGCAGUCAACCGAGUAGUUAUGAAGUCUGCAAGAGCAAUAACACAAAGUACAUUCCUUAUGAGGAAAUUCUCAAAGCCCAGAAUUCAUCCUCUCCGCUUUGGUUAAACACUCUAGUGCUAAUGAUGUUCUUUCUGGUAUUUAGAUGUUUCGGAUAUGCGGUACUCCGUUAUAUACGCUGUCCCAAGACGUGAUAAUAACAGUAGAUUAAUAGAAAAAGAAGGAGAUUAAUCGAUUUUUAAACUGUAUUACUACAACAAGUC
This is a messenger RNA of Lucilia sericata (common green bottle fly), 4508 nucleotides long. It is a transcript of the gene E23, whose product is annotated as ABC transporter G family member 14. The coding region runs from base 1758 to 4439 and encodes 893 amino acids. Lineage: Eukaryota; Metazoa; Arthropoda; Insecta; Diptera; Calliphoridae. Gene Ontology annotation, molecular function: ATP hydrolysis activity; ATP binding; ABC-type transporter activity. The transcript is spliced from 8 exons. Gene Ontology annotation, cellular component: plasma membrane. The record is from RefSeq and is a predicted model, not a curated record.